UAAAAAACUCUCUGACAACGUAAUGAAAACUAUUUAUAAACAUUUUUGUUAAAGGAAAAACGUUAUUAUUUGCUGUUCAUUAAAUCUGGAUGUUAAUUGGUUAGAACAUUUGAUAUAAUUGGAUCAAACAUGGUAUCAAACCAUCUCACACGUUUGGUGAAUUGGGGUGAAGAUAUUUUUUUACAAUUCAAAAUAUAUCAAAUCAGAAGAAGUAUAAUAAAAUCGAAAACUGCAUGCCCGUCAAUAAGCUGGUACAUCUUGGCCUUUGUUAUAUCGUCACUGAUGAUGAAAGCUGUUAAUGGUUUAGAGAAAUGGUGUUUGUGUAACGAUUAUUAUAGUUGUCCUGUUGUCGCUGAUUUUGUACAGUUAUCAAACAUAGAAGAAGAGAUUGAGGAAUUUUUGUCGUGCCAUUUCGAAGAGUAUUGGAGUUAUGCGUACACAACAACAUCAACGAUUUGUGAUGUAUUGGUGAUUAUUGGUGUUCUUAAACAAAAUCAUCGACUGGUCUACCCAUGGUUGGUUAUCAAGCUAAUAGCUUUGAUAGCUAAUAUGAGUUCGAUACUAUACAAUUUUGUGAUGAGUAAAAAAUCUGCAACUACGUUACAUUUGGUGGUUUUAGUUGAUUUAGGAGUCUUAAAAUUAGCACAUAAUUUGACUGAGAGACAUCUGGCAGUUGAAGGUUGUGGUCAGAUGAACGUAAAAACGAUUGAACAAGUACUGUCAGGUGCUGUUGGUGAAGACAUACCUUAA
Myzus persicae (green peach aphid) is the source of this 750-nucleotide messenger RNA. RefSeq lists its product as uncharacterized. NCBI's taxonomy places the organism in Eukaryota, Metazoa, Arthropoda, Insecta, Hemiptera, Aphididae. Bases 130 to 750 code for a protein of 206 amino acids. The transcript has 6 exons. The record is from RefSeq and is a predicted model, not a curated record.